GCAAGAGGAUCGCUUAAAUCCAAGAGGCCAAGGCUGCAGCAAGCCUUGAUGACACCACUGCACUCUCCAGCCUGGGUGACAGAAUAAGACCCUGUCUCCCCGCUCCACAAUAAAAAGACAUGCAUCCUAGACACUCACUUAUUCAACAUAUAUUUAUUCAACACCUAUUAUGUACCAGGCCCUAUUCUAGUAACUGGGCAUACAGCAGGAAAAAACAAAACAAAAACAAAACCUCUGCCCUUAAGGGGUUCCCUGAAUAUUCAUGUUAGGAAGGAGAGAGUAAACAAGAUAACACAUGGUUGGUUAGAAGGCAGUAAGUGCUGGAGAGGAUAAAGACAGGAAAUGCUAAGGAUGGCAGUUUCCAGAAGAAGGCAUCAGCAGGGUAAACACCUUAAACACGGUCUCUGAGGGAAGAGCAUUUGAGGCAGAGGGAACAGCUGGUGUAAAGGCCCUGCAGUAGGAGCAUGCCUGGUGUGGGUGAGAAAGAGCCUGAAGGUCUGAGGGGCUGAAGAGGACUGAGGGACAUGGAGUGGAUGUGCUCAGUUGGAGGCAGAAUAACGGGGUGUCACGGGCCUUCAGCUGGAGGGAGACGGGAGCCAUGAUGAAGUUCUGGACACAGGCAGGGGUAACCUGCUUUAGGGGUGCACAGCUUCCUCCAGCUGCAUGUGGGGAACAAACUCUAGGGGAUGGAAAUGGAGAGCAGCCAGGAGUCCCCCGCACUAGUCUAGGCUGAUGCUGCUGGCUUGUGGGGGUCGCUUUCAUAGAAGUGGACUGAGCUUGGCACAGACAGGAACCUCGGGUGAUUUGCUUACUCGCUAUACCCAGUGCACAGAAAAGAGGCUUCCUUUCUUUAAUAUUUGUUAAGUGACUUAUAGCUCCCAUGUCAGGAGCUUUCACUGCAUCAGGACUUGUGCUGGACAUUUAAACAGAAGGUUGUACAUUCCACAGACAACCUCAUCAACUACAUUUUGAAAUCAUCCUGACUUUUAUGGUCUAGGAAAGUGAGGCUCAGAGGGGCUGCUUCCGGGCAGUAGGAUGAGAAUCUGUCUUUAGCCGCCCGACUUUAGAGGGCUUCGAGAGGACAGAGCCAGCCUGCGGGCACUCACCUUUGUGCACCUGCCCAGGCGAGGCGGGCUCAGUGCGCACGCGCCCAGGCGCAUUUAAAGCGCCGGAUGGGCGUCUCUUCCCCCAGCUGCAAGCGGUCAGUGCUUAGCCUCACUCGCGACGCCCUUCUGGAGGAUGCUGGUGAGAGGCAGGGGCCAGGGGUCCGGCUCGGGCUUCUCUUUAGGCGCUGAGCCACCAAGGCCUUCUCCUUUGCAGAGUCCCGCUGACUCCCUCGAUGCACAACCUCCGAGCGUCCCAGUCCCUGACAGCUUCCCCAUGGGCCUCAGUGUCUCCCCAAGACGCCUGGAGAGGCCGCCGGGGCUUGAGGAGGCGCUGAGCGCGCUGGGGCUGCAGGGAGAACGCGAGUACGCCGGGGACAUUUUCGCCGAAGUCAUGGUGUGCCGCGUGCUGCCCCGGAGAGCCCUGCCCCGAGCUGUGACCCUGGAGAUGCGCGCCCUGGUGAUAGAUUGGCUGGUCCAGGUGCAUGAGUACCUGGGUCUGGCUGGUGACACACUUUACCUGGCGGUUCACCUGCUUGAUUCCUACCUGAGUGCCAGCCGCGUGCGCUCACAUCGCCUGCAGCUGCUGGGCGUGGCCUGCCUGUUUGUGGCAUGCAAAAUGGAAGAGUGCCUGCUUCCUGAGCCCACCUGCCUCUGCCUCCUGGGUGCGGACUCCUUCUCGCGGGCGGAGCUGCUGCGCGCGGAGCGCCGCGUCCUGAGCCGCCUGGAUUUCCGGCUGUACCACCCGGGCCCGCUGCUGUGCCUCGGCCUGCUGGCCGCGCUGGCAGGGAGCAGCCCCCAGGUGAUGCUACUUGCCACCUACUUCCUGGAGUUGUCUUUGCUGGAGGCCGAGGCGGUGGGAUGGGAGCCAGGUCGUCGCGCGGCUGCGGCUCUGAGCCUGGCGCACCGCUUGCUCGACGGGGCGGGCUCCAGGCUCAAGCCGGAGCUUUACAGCUCCGAGGAACUGGGACCUCUCGAGCCGUGCAUGGCCCGCGCUGCACUCCGAGGUCCCGCGCCGGGCCGCGCCGCCGUCUUCUUCAAGUACGCGCGGUCCCAGCGCCAGGGCACCAGCCUCACGGCUGCCUGCCUGCUCCGCCGCCUCCACCUGAGCCUCCCUGAGCGCUGAGACUCAGCCAUCAAAACAAACAAAAAAACAACCUCCCAGUGUGUGUUCGUCCCUCAUCUCAAUAAAGUAAGUUUUUAUUUUGA
Messenger RNA from Cebus imitator (Panamanian white-faced capuchin), 2312 nucleotides. RefSeq names its product cyclin P (gene CCNP). Gene Ontology annotation, biological process: regulation of cyclin-dependent protein serine/threonine kinase activity; mitotic cell cycle phase transition. Gene Ontology annotation, molecular function: cyclin-dependent protein serine/threonine kinase regulator activity. Gene Ontology annotation, cellular component: centrosome; cyclin-dependent protein kinase holoenzyme complex; nucleus. Bases 1240 to 2229 code for a protein of 329 amino acids. The record is from RefSeq and is a predicted model, not a curated record. Lineage: Eukaryota; Metazoa; Chordata; Mammalia; Primates; Cebidae. The transcript has 6 exons.